ACGGCGCCAUGUUUUAAGUUGACAGAAAUAUUGUGGCAAUUCGUCAUUGGGAUUUAAACGCGAUUUAAUGUAGUUUGCAAGUGUUACAUGCGUCUCAUAUGAAACAGCACUGAACACAUUUUACGAAUCAAACUGUGGGCCUGAAAAAAAAGACCAUAAGAGAAAAAUGGGCGAUGAUGGAGAGAAUAGUGAAUGUUCUGAAAAGAAGUCCAGAGUAGAGGAGUCUGAUCCAGAACCACACAGGAUUCGACUUCUCUCCUGGAACAUUGACGGACUCCAUGACCUCAGCAUCAAAAGACGAACUCAAGCCGUUUGUGACAUCAUCAAUAAGGAACAUCCUCAUGUCGUGUUUCUACAGGAAGUGACAGCCCUAACACAAGUAAUUUUGGAGUCAGGUUGUCCUACUUAUCAGGUCAUUACCGGGGGAAACGAGGAAUAUUACACCUGUAUAUUACUGAAGGUGGACCAGGUAGAGCUAAUACACCAUCAAACCCUACCCUUCCCUGACACACGGAUGAUGAGGAACCUCCUACUUGUACAGUGUAAAAUUAAAGGAGAGAACUUGGUGCUGAUGACCUCUCAUUUAGAAAGUUCCGAAAAACAAUCAAAGGAACGUGUACAGCAGCUACUAAAGGCGUUUCGUGUGAUGCAGAAAUCCUCAAAAUCUUCUACUGUCAUAUUUGGAAUCUCAACCUACGUAACAUAGAGGUGGCCAGAAUAGGAGGUCUGCCUCCUGGUGUUCACGAUAUCUGGGAAAUAACAGGUCAAAGGCCAGAGGCAGCUUACACUUGGGACAUGUCUCGUAACGACAACUUGGUCUUCUCUGGAAAGUUCAGGCCCAAGUUACGAUUUGACCGUUUGUACAUAAGGGGAGCAGAGCCACCCACGGUUGAGCCUGUCUAUUUGGAACUCGUCGGACUGGAACGUGUUGCUAAGUGUGGGAAGUAUCCUAGUGACCACUGGGGACUUUUAGCUCACUACAAUAUCCUUUCCAAGGUCAAAAGUCUUGCUUCCAAGGUCAAGUGACCUUGAAAGAAUAUCAAUAUUACUGUACUAGAUAUAUAGACUUUUUCCUGGACUGAAAAACGGUUUUUAGAUCGGCACAAUGUUUGAUUAUUAAUCUACCAGGAAAAAUAAACAAAGAGGGGUUGCCUUUAAUUCCUCAGUGGGUUAAAGAUGUAUGUAACCUAAAUGUGGUGUACAUAUUCUUCCCUAAAGAGUUCCUAUCUGAAGAUAUUGUCAAAUGUUUCAUUUAUAAAAUAAUUUUUGUCUCGCCGCGACGAAGUGGUAGCGAUACACAGGUGUUGCUUUCCCGGCGACGGCGGCGUCAACAUUAAGUUUUUGUGUUUAAGUUAGUUUCUCUGAAAGUAUAAGUGCUACACCAACCAAACUUAGACCAUAGAUGCAUCUUAGGUAGUACAUCUCAACCCAUGCAUCAAAUACUGGAUACUGUCUUCCUGUCGUGGCCUAUUGACUUUGUCAGCAUCUCCAUCAACAUUAAGUUUUUGUGUUUAGGUUAGUUUAUCUGAACGUUUAAGUGCUACACUAUCCAAAUUUGCACCAUAGUUGCAUUUAAGGUACUACAUCUCAACCCAUGCAUGAAAAUCUGGAUGCGACCUACCUUCCACGGUCCAUUCACUUUGUCAGCAUCUCCAUCAACAUUAAGUUGUUGCAUUUAAGUUAUUUCUUUGAAAGUAUAAGUGCUACACCAACCAAACUUGGACCAUAGACGCACCUGAGGUAGUUCAUCUCAACCCAUGCAUCAAGUACUGAAUGCCGCCUACCGUUCAUGGUCCAUUGACUUUAUCAGCAUCUCCAUCAACAUUAAGUUUACAUAACAACGUUAACAUAACACAGCAGAUUUGAGAAGAAAAAUAAAUAAAAUAAAUAACUGC
This is a messenger RNA of Mizuhopecten yessoensis (Yesso scallop), 1895 nucleotides long. Its product is annotated as tyrosyl-DNA phosphodiesterase 2-like. Bases 167 to 706 code for a protein of 179 amino acids. The record is from RefSeq and is a predicted model, not a curated record. Gene Ontology annotation, molecular function: single-stranded DNA binding; 5'-tyrosyl-DNA phosphodiesterase activity. Lineage: Eukaryota; Metazoa; Mollusca; Bivalvia; Pectinida; Pectinidae. Gene Ontology annotation, cellular component: PML body; cytoplasm. The transcript has 6 exons. Gene Ontology annotation, biological process: double-strand break repair.